This is a messenger RNA of Rubroshorea leprosula, 1279 nucleotides long. Lineage: Eukaryota; Viridiplantae; Streptophyta; Magnoliopsida; Malvales; Dipterocarpaceae. The record is from the annotation of a GenBank genome assembly.
AAAGAGGAAUCUGAAUUGAGAAUUUUCAGCAUAUGAAAUUAGUAGAGUGGUAGUAUAUGUGCUGAUUAAUGCAGAAUUGUUUUGCAGUUGGUAAAGAAGACCAACCAAUGCCAUACCUCCUGUUUCUGCAAGGUGGACCGGGUUUUGAAUCCCCAAGACCAACUGAAGGCAGUGGAUGGAGAGGAACAGGAUUAUCAACUCCGCUGACAACAUCAUCUAUGCUGCAAUUUAAGUCUGCUCGGGAUUUCACUGAUUACUUGAAACAUUUUCGUGCUGACAGUAUAAUCAAUGAUGCUGAGUUUAUCUGUGUUCAUCUUGUUCCUGGUUCUGGACCUUGGACAGUUUUGGGCCAGAGCUAUGGAGGUUUUUGUGCUGUUACCUAUUUGAGUUUUGCACCACAAGGAUUGAAACAAGUGCUUCUGACUGGAGGAAUACCUCCAAUUGGAGAUGGAUGCACUGCAGAUACUGUUUAUGGAGCUUCCUUUGAGCAGGUUGCUCGUCAGAAUGAAAAGUACCACAAGAGGUAUCCUCAGGAUAUUGAAGUUGUUCGUGAAGUUGUAAACUAUUUGGCAGAAUCUGAAGGGGGUGGGGGUGAGGCUUGUCUGCAUUUGAUCCUGGUUCCUCUUCCAUCUGGGGGCAUCUUGACCGCAAGGGGGCUGCAACUUCUUGGUCUUUCCGGUUUAGGAUCUAGUGCAGGUUUUGAACGUCUCCAUUAUCUAUUUGAGAGGGUCUGGGAUCCUGUAAUAAUCCCAGGAGCACCUAAGAAGAUUAGUUUCUGCUUCUUGAAUGCUUUUGACAAUUGGUUGGGUUUCGAUUCAAACCCACUCUAUGCUCUUAUCCACGAGUCAAUUUACUGUCAGUGUGCUUCAUCUUGGUGGUCUGCUCAUCGAUUGAGGGCUAAACAUGAGAACAAAUUUGAUGCAAUCAAGGCUGCAGAUCUGAGAAAGCCAACUAGCCUUCUGAACAAACCUUCUGCAGUAACACCACGACAAGUGCCUGAGUGUCUAAGAGUAAAUAUACAACCAAGUGAUGAACUGGUUAUGGCAGCCAAUGCCAUACCACUCAGUGACAUGGCCCAGAGUAACAGGAGUGGUGAGUGCACAGAGCAAAAUGAGAAAGAAAAAGCUAGAAACUGGGACGUUAUAAAACGAAAUGAAGCUAGCAGAACAAUGAGAAAUACCACAAAUAGAACUUAGCCUAACAGUAAAUUGAGGUUACCUACAAACUCAAGUGCUUGACUUAUUGAAACAGUUUUGGGUAUUAAACAAAUAGAACUUUC